Colletotrichum abscissum is the source of this 1230-nucleotide messenger RNA. Its product is annotated as PH domain-containing protein. NCBI's taxonomy places the organism in Eukaryota, Fungi, Ascomycota, Sordariomycetes, Glomerellales, Glomerellaceae. The record is from RefSeq and is a predicted model, not a curated record. Bases 1 to 1230 code for a protein of 409 amino acids. The transcript is spliced from 2 exons.
AUGACGACCAUGGCCCAGUCGCAGAUUCAGCUGCCUACGCCGCAUCCGGCACCAAGCUUGGGCGUCACCAUCCCACCAUCCUCGAUAUCUCUUCCCACCGAUCCCAAUUCUCGACUUCGAAGCCGCUUGGCCCUAGACACCUAUUCGUCGCCCGUUAAUCAAAACGGCAGCUUCGAGUUCGACCGUGUUGUGAAGAGCGGCUACCUGCAGAAGCGCACACAGAAGACAAAGACUUGGAAGUCAAUUUACUUCGUCCUCCGACCCAAUUCACUCUCAAUUUACCGAUCCGACAAGGAGGACAAGCUGCGACACAAGCUGUACCUCGCCGACUUAACCGCCGUUGCUUUGCUCAAGGACCCCAAAAACAAGAGAAAGAACGUGUUUGGACUCUUUUCGCCAGCGAGGAACUACCACUUUCAGGCUAGCAGUAGCCACGAUGCAGAGGAAUGGGUGGAUUUGAUUAGGAGUCAUGCCCGUAUUGAAGAGGAACAUGAUGAGCUGCUCCUUGCCAGCCCGAAUGGCAAGCGGCAAUCCUACCUUGUGGUUGGCAGAUCCGCCCAGGCUGGAGACAUGGCACGAACCGAAAGGCUUGGAUCAAGCUCUCCUGAGCCGCUGGAACCUCCAGUGCCGCGCUUUGUUGGCUCAACCCAUCGACGUCCAUCGCAGAUGGCGGAUACCGCUGGGUACUCAGGCAACGAACUCGCCUCGCAUUCGGACUUCUCAGACAACGAGAUUCAAAGGAUACAGGGCAUGUCCAUUGAAGACCUGGCGGUCCAGUUGCCGAGCAAAGGCACCCAGGACCGGCCAGGUCUUGACCGUAAUGCGAGCCAACUUAGCGGUCUCAACAUUGAGCAAGAUCCGGAUCGCGUCAUCUGGCAGGGCUGGCUUUGGUUCCUCCGCAGCAAGGGCGGCGUGAAGCAAUGGAAGAACCUUUGGGGUGUGCUCCGGCCGAGAAAUUUUAUUCUCUACAAGGACGAGUCCGAGUACACGGCGCAGUUCAUUCGACCAAUGUCGGCAAUUGUUAAUGUAGUUGACAUUGACCCGGUCAGCAAGACCAAGAAGCACUGUCUGCAGCUCAUUACGGAGGAAAAGAGCUACCGAUUCUGCGCCCACGACGAAGAAUCUUUGAUUCAUUGCCUUGGCGCAUUCAAGAGCUUAUUCGCCAAGAGACGAGAGCUCGAGACGCGGGGUCCUACAGGAGGAAACCAGCCCACUACAAAUGCGGCAUGA